GUUGUACCCAGUUCGCGUCUGUACUAAACAAACGUCCAUCUUGCCCUCGACCAUCGUCACCUGUGCCUCCAGUUCGAUCCGCCUUCGCACACGCCCUGCCCGCCUCCCCAGCAUCUCCAAGAUGAGCAAACAGCUGGAGCUGGCGCUGCUGUCGCUGAUGCCCGCGCACGGCUCAGAGCUUCCCCCGUCGCUCGUCGAGCUCGCCGGCUCCCUGCUCGCGCAGUCCCGCAACAGAGCCAGCACCCUCAAGGCCGAAGAAGAAGUUGGUCGUCACUAUGCCUGCGCAAACAUUGCGUGCGAUCGCCUCAAGAUAACCCUCAACCUCCCCCCCAUCGAGCCUCGACCGCCCAUCCCUCCGCGCAUCUACAAGCGGCUCUACACGCACCUGGACAACAUCUUGCCCAACACGUCUGGAACACCGCGGUCUUCACGCCUGCGCACUCCUAGCUCCAAGAAACGCGAGCUGGGUGCCUCGCCCGCGUCCAGCGCCCGUCAGCUGCCGUCGAGAGGCACCCCAAGUAAAGAGUCGAGCCUGGCCCAGUUCCGGCAGCCCUCACAAGCCGGCCAGGUGACGCCCUCCAAGUCGACCGUCCGCGGAGACGCAGCCGCCCUCAAGGACGGUCUGCACCCGUGGAUCCGCCCUACUAUUCGCUACAUGUGUGCCGAGAUGGAGAAUCGAAGGCUGGCCCCGACCGUGUUAGCCGGCGUCGAGUCCAUCGUCGCGCCCGCUGGACGGAGGACAGACGACCCGUGGGUGAGCAAGCACAUCGCCGACUUGGCUGCGGCCAUCUACUUCUUCGUCAUCAUGCGUGUCCGAGCCAUGACUUCGGGGGACGCCAUCGACCGCGAGGGCUACGUCCCACUGCGCAAAGAGAUUCUCGGCUUGCUAGCUCAGGCACGCCACCAUGUCACCAUCAAGGAUGUAAACGAGAGCGAGGCAUGGGAUGGUUGGAGAGCCGUCAAGUCGAAGGAGUUUGAUACCGCGGUGGCGCACGUCAACGACACGGAUUGGCUCGCCGGCGACUGGUACAAGGGCCUCGUCGAUGUGGUCGACUCGACACGGGAGGACGACACGGGCACAGCUGGCGAGGUUGACCAUGACGAUUCGGAGGCUCAGCUACCUGCACGGCGCGCGGAUACGAUGCUGCAGGAAAAGUACGACUUCCUGAGCGAGUCACGAUUGUCCGACUACGCCGCGUGGAAGGACCAGAUCCUGGCAAGGAUUGGACAGGCCAUGACAGCCGGCGGCGCCAUGGACAUCGAUUCCUGACGGGUGACGCCAACACGAACGGUGCACAACUGACUGCAUGUACGAUGGGCGUGAUCAAUUUUUUCGUUUUCGCUCCCGAGUCCUCAGCUGGUCCCCGACUAUUGAGCCGUCGGGUUGCACUACUUCCAGAGCCAGCCCCGGAAUACCAGCCUCAAGGUGCUAUUUACAGAAGGCAAGGGCACAGAUACAGGCUGACACGCUCAAAUGUUGCAGAACUGAGGGUCGGGCAGGUCCUCGCCACCGCCCGGGUGCCAGUGGGCUGCGGGCGUGCGGCACUCGUUGUAGUCGGCGUCGGGGUCGAUGCCGAUGGAGAGGAAGAGGAGCAGCCCGUCCUGGGCCUUGCUGCCCAGGUAGACGUGCUUGACGAAGGGGUCGUACUGGGGCGUGGCCUGGUCGCUGGCGAAAGAGUCCUGGAGGUUGGUGGUGCGGCGGGCCGGGUUGCGCCUGUAGGGCUCGGUGGCCUCGACGGCCUUGAUGACGGACUCGUCGAAGUAGGUCUGGCCGAUGUGGCGGACGGUGCCGCCCUCAAAGGUGCCGUUGGGCAGGACGCGGGCGUGGUCGGUGGACAUGACGUGGAUGUGGGUGGCGCGGCCUGCGUAGUGGCCUGGGAAGAUGGUGUCGAACUGGACGACGCCGUCCGAGUCCGUCUUUUGCACGCCGCGGCCGUAGGUGGUGUCGAGGCCGCCCUGGCCGGGGGCGGAGACGCCCGAGUAGACGCCGAGGGCGUUGCAGUGCCAGAUGUCGACGAGCAGGUCGGGCACGGGCUUGCAGGUGCGGAUGUUGAUGAACUGGUAGUCGACGUGGGCGCGCACGCCCUUUUGCCCGUCGGUGAUGUCGGAGCGGAUGAGCUCGCCCUCGACGUAGUAGGGCCCGAUGAUGGUCUCGGGCACCAGGGCGCACGUCGUGUUGGACGAGAAGAGCGUCUUGGCCGGCGUCUGGAGGUUGUAGCCCUUGUACGACAGGUCAUGCGAGAGCUUGUUGUAGUGCUGGAACCACUGCCUGUCGCGCUUGUCUGGAGAAAAGGCGACAAGUUGUGUGUGUGAAGAAAAGGGGAAAGAAGGAGCAGAACAAGAAGAACGAUCAAACAACGAGUUCAUCAAGAGACAAAGAAGAAGAGGAAGAUCACGACAAAUAGGAGAAGAAGAAGAAGAAAAAGGACAACAACAAGAAAAGACGUG
Purpureocillium takamizusanense is the source of this 2448-nucleotide messenger RNA. RefSeq lists its product as uncharacterized. NCBI's taxonomy places the organism in Eukaryota, Fungi, Ascomycota, Sordariomycetes, Hypocreales, Ophiocordycipitaceae. Gene Ontology annotation, biological process: DNA replication. Gene Ontology annotation, cellular component: nuclear origin of replication recognition complex. The record is from RefSeq and is a predicted model, not a curated record. Gene Ontology annotation, molecular function: DNA binding. The transcript has 3 exons. Bases 122 to 1270 code for a protein of 382 amino acids.